AUGUCGGUGCAGGUCGUGUCAGCAGCUGCUGCCGCGAAGGUGCCUGAGGUGGAGCUGAAGGACCUGAGCCCCUCCGAGGCGGAGCCGCAGCUGGGACUGAGCACAGCGGCCGUGAGCGCCAUGGCCCCCCCAGCGGGUGGCGGGGACCCUGAAGCUCCAGCUCCGGCGGCGGAGCGGCCCCCGGCCCUCGGUCCAGGAUCGGGGCCCGCCGCGGCUCUCAGCCCAGCCGCUGGGAAAGUGCCUCAGGCGUCGGCCAUGAAGCGGAGCGACCCUCAUCACCAGCAUCAGAGGCACCGCGACGGCGGCGAGGCCCUGGUCAGCCCCGACGGCACCGUCACCGAGGCGCCGCGCACAGUCAAGAAGCAGAUCCAAUUUGCUGACCAGAAGCAAGAAUUCAAUAAACGUCCCACGAAAAUUGGACGUCGCUCUCUGUCUCGCUCGAUUUCCCAGUCAUCAACUGACAGCUACAGCUCAGCGGCUUCAUAUACAGAUAGCUCUGAUGAUGAGACCUCUCCUAGAGACAAACAACAAAAGAACUCUAAGGGGAACAGUGACUUCUGUGUCAAGAACAUCAAACAGGCAGAGUUUGGACGAAGAGAAAUUGAAAUUGCUGAACAAGAAAUGCCAGCACUGAUGGCUUUGCGGAAGAGAGCUCAAGGAGAGAAACCUUUGGCCGGAGCCAAGAUUGUGGGUUGCACACACAUCACUGCUCAGACUGCUGUGCUUAUGGAAACUCUGGGAGCUCUGGGAGCACAGUGCCGAUGGGCUGCCUGCAACAUCUAUUCCACCCUCAACGAAGUGGCUGCUGCUCUAGCAGAAAGUGGAUUUCCUGUGUUUGCCUGGAAAGGAGAGUCAGAAGAUGACUUCUGGUGGUGCAUUGAUAGAUGUGUGAAUGUGGAGGGCUGGCAGCCAAACAUGAUCUUGGAUGAUGGAGGGGAUCUUACUCACUGGAUUUAUAAGAAGUAUCCCAACAUGUUUAAGAAAAUCAAGGGCAUAGUGGAGGAGAGUGUUACCGGAGUCCAUAGGCUGUACCAGCUAUCCAAAGCUGGGAAGCUGUGUGUUCCAGCCAUGAAUGUCAAUGACUCAGUCACGAAACAGAAAUUUGACAACCUCUACUGUUGCCGUGAAUCAAUUCUUGAUGGACUUAAAAGAACAACAGACAUGAUGUUUGGUGGGAAGCAGGUGGUGGUCUGUGGCUAUGGAGAGGUCGGGAAGGGGUGCUGUGCUGCCUUGAAAGCUAUGGGCUCCAUUGUGUACGUGACUGAGAUCGACCCCAUCUGCGCUCUUCAAGCCUGUAUGGAUGGAUUUCGACUGGUGAAAUUGAAUGAGGUCAUCCGACAAGUGGAUAUUGUUAUUACCUGUACAGGUAAUAAGAAUGUGGUAACCAGAGAGCAUUUAGAUCGUAUGAAGAAUAGCUGCAUCGUUUGUAACAUGGGACAUUCAAACACGGAGAUUGACGUGGCGAGCCUGCGGACACCAGAACUGACAUGGGAGCGAGUGAGAUCCCAAGUUGACCAUGUAAUAUGGCCUGACGGCAAGAGGAUAGUAUUGUUGGCAGAGGGCCGUCUGCUGAACCUAAGCUGCUCCACAGUGCCUACAUUUGUGCUCUCAAUCACUGCUACAACUCAGGCUCUAGCCCUGAUAGAGCUCUACAAUGCUCCUGAGGGUCGCUAUAAGCAAGAUGUCUACCUGUUGCCCAAGAAAAUGGAUGAGUAUGUGGCCAGCCUACACCUGCCCACCUUUGAUGCCCACCUGACUGAGCUGACAGAUGAACAGGCCAAGUAUCUGGGGCUCAACAAAAAUGGGCCCUUCAAGCCCAAUUACUACAGGUAUUAA
Messenger RNA from Rangifer tarandus platyrhynchus (Svalbard reindeer), 1836 nucleotides. The record is from the annotation of a GenBank genome assembly. NCBI's taxonomy places the organism in Eukaryota, Metazoa, Chordata, Mammalia, Artiodactyla, Cervidae.